CUUGAUUUUGCCCUUCCUUCGCUGUCUUUUCGCCAACCAUCCUUUCUUUUUUCUUCUUUUAAUCAUUGGUUCUUAGCUGGAGAUCUUGUUCAGAUAGCUACAUAGAUUCUGGGAAGCGCUCUUCUCGCUUCUCAGUUUUCAGCAAAAGCGCAAAAUCUGACUUUGACCAUCAUUUCUUAUUGCCUUUUUGCAUUCAUCUCUCCAGCGUUGAUACUGUCCGAUAUUAUUUCGCUUCGCCGAACCAAUGACCGCCUCUUUAUACACCACAUUUUUAUAAAACAUAAUAUAAUUGUCGGAUUCCUGGGCGUCUGCCGCAAAGAUCGAACCAUGUUGCCGCGCGCCGCCCAACGUCGAAAUGUGUUCUAUCAAUUACGCCAAUCUACCGAGCAGCUGACCUUACCGUGGCUCUGCCCGGCCAUAUACCGUCGUCACACUCGAUUGAAUCGCCCUGAAUAUGCAUCGAAUACAUCAACGGCUUCACCUUCAGACCACCGUCGUCGACACUCUGCCUUUCAGCCCGCACGACACCUCGCAACAGCCACCGAUGUCUCGCCGCUUUCUUAUUCAGGUCCCCAUGUCCCUUUUGAAAAUUUAAACUACGGCGCCUCUAAUUCUUACGAUAAAUCAAAUUCGCCGGUCUCUGUUCAUUCCCUAUACGAUGAUCCGGCUAUCAUCAUCCAAGAAAGCCAAUUGGUGACGCUACCGUCCGUAAAGCGAUCCCAUGGUAUUGGAGGUUCCAUCGAAGAUAUGAUCGCUAAAUUCUCGGUUUGCAUUCAGUGUGGGGAUACAUCAAUGGCAGCUCAAGUUCUCGACCGCAUGGUCAAGUACCAUAAAUUUGAUACUCAGCUGUUUUUGAAAUUACACAAUAAUUACCUCGAGGCUGUCGUCAACGAGAUGAUAUCGAUUCGACGUAGCGAUGAAGCCAUGAGCAAAGCUUUGGCUUUACAGACGUGGUUUGAGGUUAAAUUACCCCGAGGGACUUUGAAGCCCGAUGCUAAAACUAUGGCUAUCAUGUUGCGGAUGACUCUGCGAAUGCUCCACGGUUCAAGGCGCGACCGUACAAUAAGGAGAUAUUGGAAUAUGGUGGCCGAGAAUGGGUUCGAGUUGGAGGUUCUUUCAAUGGAUAUUUUGAGUGAACGAGACCUAGGUGAAAUCUCGCAAUUAUGCCCUACAGAAUUACCAAGACAAGAACUCAAAGAUAUCCCCUUUCCCGAGUAUGAUGACGAAAUAAAAGACACCUCUGAUUCAGUUAGUGUUCGCGAAACGAAACAGAAAGGAAUGGGACUCGACUCUCUUAAGCAAACCCUAUCAAUAUUUCCAGCUGGAGCCGAGCCUCUUGACGCAGAACCCCUUGACCCUGAAGAGUACAAGGAAAAACAACGGACGCGUCAGAUAAAUUUGGAAAAGAGAGCCGUUCAGUCCGCCAAAGAACGUUGGAAUAGGGAAAUGGAGGAUAUGAAGGCUAUGGGGAUCGACACCUCGAAUGGCGGGAAGAACAUCAGCGGAAUUAUGGAGCAGUGGUAUAAAGACCUUCUCGCAAAAAUUAAGCAAGAGCUUUCCAUCGUUGCAGAAGAAUUGAAGAUGUCAGCAAAACAGAUCAAAGAUGAAUUCAGCAAGGAACGUCGUGAUUAUGGCAUCUUCUUGCGCUGCUUAGAACCGGAAACACUAGCUGCCCUCACGAUAAUGCACACAAUUCAUAUGUUUGCUCGGGCCGGUAUUGAGACUGGAGUGAAGGUCCCAGUUAUCGUAACCACCCUCGGCCAAGAAAUCCAAAAUGAAUUGAUUGCCAGCAAGAUUCUACAAACAGCUCCCGAUGCCGGCCGUUUACGAGAAGCGCUGAAAAAAAUCUUUGAGAAUCGCAACAAGAAGGCUGGCCGCAUUGGUUUCAAGAAGCUGGCAAAAGAAAACGAGCUUUUAGAUCCAUCUUCUCACUGGCCGGUGGAAGUGCAUGCCAAAAUAGGCAGUGCAUUAUUACAACUGCUUUUUGACUGCGCAAAGGUUCCAGUCAUGCAGGAAAACCCUCAGACCAAGAAAUCUGUCAUCAUCAUGGAGCCAGCAUUUCAACAUUCGUAUGAAAUAGCACGAGGACGAAGAUUUGGUGUAUUACACGCCCACCCGGAGAUGUCCCGGAGGCUGAUGCGCGAGACACCGCAUGCGAUGCAAGCGCGACAUAUGCCUAUGUUGUCUGAGCCUAAACCCUGGACUGGAUUUGAUCAGGGAGGUUUUUUGGGUCAUCGUAGUCAAAUCAUGCGCUGUACUCCUGGGGACAGGCUGCAGAGAGCCUAUAUCAAGAAAGCCCUCGAAAACAAUGGCAUCCCUGAGAUUCGUCGAAGCUUGGACAUUCUUGGAAAGACGGCGUGGACCAUCAACAAUGAUGUCUUUGACGUUAUGGUUGAAGCGUGGAAUACAGGCGAAGAAUUUUCCAAGAUCCCUCCGCUAGAUCCUGAAUUCGACUUGCCACCAAAGCCAGCAGAAGACGAUGUAGUAGGGAAGAGCAAAUAUAAUGAGAAACUUCGCGAAAUAGAAAACAUGCGAUCCGGUCUGCAUUCACAAAGGUGCUUUAUGAACUUUCAAAUGGAGAUUUCACGUGCAUAUCGCAAUGAAACGUUCUAUUUACCUCACAACAUGGACUUUCGCGGCCGAGCUUACCCCUUACCAGCUUAUCUCAACCAGAUGUCGGCAGACAAUGCUCGGUCUUUGUUGCUUUUCAAAAAGCCCAAACAACUGGGCGAAUCGGGACUGAAAUGGUUGAAAAUUCACCUUUCGAACGUUUUCGGUUUUGACAAGGGAAGUUUCAAGGAAAGAGAGCAGUUCGCUAUGGACCAUUUGGACGACGUUCUUGACUCAGCGAAUAAUGGUUUGCACGGUAAACGAUGGUUCCUCAAAGCCGAGGACCCAUGGCAAUGCCUUGCCGCCUGCUGCGAACUACGCAACGCACUUCGCUUGGAAGACCCCACUCAGUAUAAGUCUCGGCUUCCUAUUCAUCAGGACGGUUCUUGCAAUGGUCUUCAACAUUAUGCUGCCCUGGGAGGAGAUAUGGAAGGUGCCCAGCAUGUGAAUUUAGAGCCUGGCGACCGACCGAAAGAUAUCUACACUGGAGUGUCGGAUUACGUGUCUGAGAAGGUCAGACGAGAUGCAGCAGCCGGUAAUGAGUUUGCACAGUUACUUGAGGGAAAGAUAAGACGAAAAAUUGUCAAACAGACCGUCAUGACCAAUGUUUACGGCGUCACAUUCGUUGGGGCUGUCCGCCAAGUUCGACGACAGCUUGUUGCACACUACCCUGAUAUGGAGCAACCUCGCGGACUUUGUACAUAUGUUGCUCGCGCGAUUUUUGAAGCUCUCAGCUCAAUUUUCAGCGGUGCGCACUCUAUCCAGUAUUGGCUGGGCGAUUGUGCUACUCGAAUAUGCCAAUCUAUUUCGCCCGAGCAGCUCGAUGAGCUGGCAAACAAGGCUCUCAGUGGUGAGCAAGUAUUGGAAUCCAGUGGCGUGGUUGACAAGGAUGAGAUGGAUCCGCUCAAGCUUUUCAAAGCCACAAUCAUCUGGACUACACCCCUUGGACUUCCUGUUGUUCAGCCGUACCGCAAUGUCAAGUGCCACCGUGUCUACACCACCCUGCAGUCACUAAAUAUCCAGCAAGAUACAACUGGGUCUGGUCCAGUAUCUAAACGCAAACAACUCCAAGCCUUUCCCCCUAAUUUCAUUCAUUCGCUAGACGCAACUCAUAUGAUGCUAUCAUCCCUUGAGUGUGACCACCGAGGACUACAAUUUGCUGCAGUCCAUGAUUCCUUCUGGACGCACGCAUGUGACAUUGAUGUGAUGAACGGUGCAUUGCGCGACAGCUUCAUCCGUAUGCAUAGCGACAAUGUCAUCGGACGGCUGGCUGCCGAGUUCCGCGUUCGAUAUGAUGGUUAUCUCUUCCUAGCCAAGAUCCCGGCACGCAACAAGAUUGCUCAGGCUAUUUUGCAGCAUCGCAAGAAGGCUGGGUCCAACAUGCUACCAGAGUUGAUGUUGGAGUAUCAACGCCAAACUCUUCUUCGAUCCGAUGAUCCAGUGAUGCAAGAAAAGGGCCGUGCGAUGCAAACCGCAGCAAGCAUUUUCGACUCUAUGGGGGGUACUAAUGAUGAUCUUGCAGUUGCCUCUACCCUUGGUGAAUCUGGAACGGGCGUUAUCCCUAGCGGACAACGGUCUGUAGCGUCCUUUGGGAGCUCGGUUGUCGAUGAGAAAGAUCCCGCAAUCGCAAGCUUGUUCUCUGACCUCGACCCCCAGUGCCUCGACCAUGAGAGCGACCAGACCGUUCAGCAGGAACUGGAUGAAGCUGAAGCCGAGUCUGCCUCUGAUCCGUUAGAAAAGAAGCUCAACAAAGAGAUGGUCUGGGCAUGGCUACCAUUAACAUUUCGCGACAUUCCAAAGAAGGGAGAAUUCGACGUGAACCGGCUUCGGAACAGCCAAUAUUUCUUCAGCUGACAUAAUCCUAAGACCUCUUCACUUUGAGUAGUGAUGGGUUAGGAGUCUCGUCUCCAUGUUGAAGAUUGUACAGUAGUAUUUUUAUCUAUUUUGAUUAUAUUUGACGUGGAUAACUCGACGGAUUGGCGUUCUGUGUGCUGCAUUUAUAAGGAGUCGCAUUAGAUUGGGUUGUUGGGUGGGAUGGGAACUUUAUCUUCAAUGUAUCUACCCUGUACCCUGUACCACUACUAUGUACGCAUUGAUUAUGUACAAAGGAAAAAUCUAUUAAUAAAUUUAUUAUUCCAAUGUCUUUGA
Talaromyces proteolyticus is the source of this 4758-nucleotide messenger RNA. RefSeq names its product putative mitochondrial DNA-directed RNA polymerase. Gene Ontology annotation, molecular function: mitochondrial promoter sequence-specific DNA binding; DNA-directed RNA polymerase activity. The transcript is spliced from 2 exons. Gene Ontology annotation, biological process: mitochondrial transcription. Bases 328 to 4464 code for a protein of 1378 amino acids. The record is from RefSeq and is a predicted model, not a curated record. Lineage: Eukaryota; Fungi; Ascomycota; Eurotiomycetes; Eurotiales; Trichocomaceae. Gene Ontology annotation, cellular component: mitochondrial DNA-directed RNA polymerase complex.